Messenger RNA from Terrapene triunguis (Three-toed box turtle), 2517 nucleotides. RefSeq names its product translocase of inner mitochondrial membrane domain containing 1 (gene TIMMDC1). Gene Ontology annotation, cellular component: mitochondrion. The record is from RefSeq and is a predicted model, not a curated record. The transcript is spliced from 7 exons. The coding region runs from base 82 to 849 and encodes 255 amino acids. Lineage: Eukaryota; Metazoa; Chordata; Testudines; Emydidae.
CCGGGGGGACCCAGGCGUCCGGGACCGGGCCGCGCUCCUCGCUGCUGGGCCGGAGGCUGGAGCCAGCGGCAGCAGCCGGGCAUGGGGGCCCCUGGGAGCGGCCCGGAGCUGGGCUCGGCGCCCCGGCACAUCGGCACCGCGCAGCCCCCGGACACGGGCUGGGAGCGGCUGCGGGAGCUCUGGCACCGCGAUGAACUACAGCAGUACCCAGAAGAAACUCUCAACAUUAUCAAAGCUACGUUUUCAGGGGCUGUCAUUGGCUGGGUGUACGGAGGUUUGCCAGCUUUUCACCACGCGAAGACACAAUAUAUUGAGCGGAGCCAAGCAGAGAUUUUUCAGAACCGUCUGGAUGCUGUGCAAUCUGCACAUCGUGCUGCAAUCCGGGGAUUCAUCCGUUACGGCUGGCGCUGGAGCUGGAGAAUUGCUACUUUUGUGGCAAUAUUCAACACAGUGAGCACUGGUCUGUCCGUGUACCGCAAUAAAACCACCUUCAGUCACUUUGCUGCCGCAGGAGCCUUUACAGGAGGCCUGUUCAGAAUGCAUUUGGGCCUGAGCAGAAUGGCAGCUGGCAGUAUCUUUGGAGCAGCAUUCGGCAUCCCUGCAGGAGGGCUGUUGAUGGCAGUGCAGAAGCUCGCUGGUGAGACCAUACAGGAGAAAAGAACACGUGAGAGAAGAUUGCUUUAUGAACAGAGGUUUGCAGAGUGGAAAGCUAGGCUUAAUGUUACUGAGUCUGACUUGGAAGAAAUUGUCAGUAACACUCCGGAAGGAACCAUGGAGAGAGAUAUGGAGAAGAUCCAAGAGUUGUUAAAUCUUCCCAAGAACCCUCUGCCAUCGGAAGAUAGGAACUAGUCUGAGCUCUGACUUCAGUCAAGGCAUCUUGGAAGACUGGCGUGAAUCUGUUUCUGUAUCUAUUGUUUUCGGCAGCAGCAGUUUGACGACAAUGUUGUGGAUAUGCAUCAUGGCGGAGGGAGGGUUCAAGAUCUUUAACUGGAGUAAUGACCAGUGAGCUGUGUUUUGUGUGAGGGCAGCAACAGAACUCUUAGUGGCUACUUCACACUUGAAUGCCCUGGGCCACAUCUUAAUGCAAUAUACACAGAGAAAGGGGGGUUCAUUAGUGCUGCAAGAGUGCAUAUCCUUAUGCCACUGUAGUGAGUGGCAUGAUGGCAGAGUCUAGGAGCUGCCACUCUCACAAGGAAGCCUGUAAUGACAUUUUUAUCCUUAUUUGAAAACAGAAUUCAGUUUUGGUGAAACUGGCUGCACUGAUAGCGCUGGAGUGCUGUCUAUCCAUUGCCCAGGUGCAGCAUGGACAAUGCCCAUGCUAGUUCCCUCCACUCUCUUUCUUCAGCGUACCUCAACCCUGCUCCGCUAGGAACAGUGCUACGGGUGGGAAGAGUUUGGUGACUGUGGCCUACUCAGGCUUUCUGCGUUUUGCGGAAAUAAAUGGUUCUCAGUUUUCCAAAUGAGGCUUGUGUCAGGAUCACAAAGAAAGUGCCUGACAAGGACAUACCUUGGGUUCCUCUAAAGUAGGGUGUCCUUCCUUGAGGGGGAGGGGGCUACAACAAGGAUGACCGCAUGUUGGCAGGAGAGCUUAGCGUUACGGUCACAUUUUAACCCAAAAUUGUGAUUGUGUUAAGUUACAAAUCACAGGAUCCUCUUGGAGAAAACUAUUGGAAAUGCUAUUUAACAGACAUAACCGCUCACGUUGUCUAGGCUGUUUUGUCUGCUAGAAUCUCUUCUUACUCUGGUCAUAUAAUAUUGUAAUUGAGCACACCAGCAAGACGGCUCCCAGGGACGAGGAGAGUUAAGUCUCGUGGCCCCAUUCAGGCUCUUGAGGCUGACAACCCCAAUUCUCAUAGCAAGAGCAAACAACUUGGUCAUGAAAAUCUAGGGCUGGCUUUGAAUUAUAACAGCCUGUGGUUGAAAUGGCUCUGUAUCCCUUCACCACUUCAUGCUGGGCUGAAGCCAGUUUUUAGCAAUGCUCGUAGUUUACUCCCUGUAACAGUGAGGUCAUAGGUACACGACCCUGCUCCAUGUAAUGGAAGAAAACUCCCAACAAGGUAAAGACAGGAACCUGUUGACAAGCCAUAACAGGAGCAGGGACUAAGUAUGUAGCUUCCCUCCCCAGGGUUCAGCCAGGUACAGUACAUGUCAUUAAAUUCUGCCUAAAUGUUUUAUUCCUUCACUUCCAGGUUGCUGUUAACAUCUGCACAGCUCAGUCAGCAGAGCACAUCCCACCCACCCAAACCCGGUUCCUCACACAACUUGUUUAAAUAAGGCACUGGUUUUCAGAAAUGAGCAUAUUCUCUAUCAACUAUACUCUCGUUUUUCCAUAGGAGGAAAAAAAUGCAUUGUUGGGGUGGACGUGUCUUGUUCCUUCACAUACUACAAGGGGAGGAAUGUGUACAGCCAUGGCUCUGCUUCAUUGUUGUGGUCUUCCUCCACACCUAUGUACAGGUCAUCAACAAUGCUGCCGUGACUCCCCCCCCCACCCCCAACAAACGUGUGUUUGCCACUCUA